AUGUCGCCGUUUGUGGGAGUCAAUGGGGGCGUCGGGUGGUUGGAGUCGCGGGACGACGACACGAGUUGGAUGCCGCGAAGCAACUUCAACAGGUCAAGAAAUGGCUUCUAUCAGUCGGCAACCAACCGGACAACCACCCAGCAGAUGUUUAUCAACGAGCUGAGAUUUUCGGCCGCUAAAUCUAUCAGAACCUCGACACUCAUCCUAGCCUGCUUCAACAUUGUCGCUGCCUUUGCCACGGCUCUAGGCAUACUGUGCGAUUCAUACUUCAGGGAGAAGCGGAACAACAGGAGUUACAGGUUCAGGGGUAGCGGCUUUAGAUUCGUGCCUGAGGGCGAAGUCUACCCGCUCGUACUAUCAAUCGCCAUAUUGAUCCAGAGCAUCACAUUUGCCGGGGCUCAGGGUACGGGGCUAGACAGUCUCUUCGGCGGAGGCUGUACCACGGUAUCCCAGCUGAUGCUGCCCGCUCUGUUUAUUGCCCCCUACACCCAGCUUGUAUUCGGAAUCGAGAUCGCCAUCCGGGCGCUUCGGAAGCAGCCGUUCGCUCCCAGAGGCAAAUAUAACGUGACAAUCUGCCUGGCCAUCAUUGGCAUGCUGACCCUGGUCAAUUUCCUGGUCGCGGCCUUCGAUCAGGCCCGGAACUUUUGCUUGACGUCCCUCUUUUGGUUCGUCUCGCACUGGUCGCUUCUAUGUUUUGCACUCCUCGUUGUUAUUUCGGUCGUCGUCCUGGCUUGCACCAUCAUCAUCUUCGUCAGAUUGUACCGAAGCAUCAAAAUCGAGGUGACUGCCCGGGUUGCCGCAUCCAGAAUGGUUUACUACCUGGCUCUUGCCGUCAUAACCACAGGGUUCAUGGUGCCGUUCUUCUUCGUAAUAUCAUUUUUGGACGAACGAGGUCAAAGUUCCAACGAACUCACCCUCGGCAUGGUCGCUUCGGUAGUUGCCAACGUAUCCGGGCUAAUGACCGGAGGACUUUAUUUGUUUCUGAAGUCGAGCACCCUGUCGACCAUUGGCCCCAAAGAUAAGGCCGGAGAAUACGAGAACCGGAGGGCAAGAUACAAGAUUAGACGGUACAGUCCGAAUGACGCUGAUGACGGCGAUGGCUUCGAUAGCCACUCUAUGCACCUAGUAGCAGACUCGAGAAGCCUGCAUCGAGUUGCUAGCAACACGAGCUCGACAGAUAUCGAUAUUGAGAAGGAGGAAGAAGCGCUGGACGGCAAGAGCAUACGCUCGGCAUCGACCACGGUUGGCAGGCGAACUCCGGGCUCACUCCGCUCGAACGCACGCAUGCCCGUAGUGCCAGCAACCCCUUUGCCCAAGGCCCCGGAGCCCGCACGAGUCCCGCCGGUGUCGCUCGUGCGCAAACGUACUUAUUCCCUGUUUCCGACUAGCGGCACUGCUUCGAAAUCACCAUUAACUCUCUUGCCUGCUACUACAUAUUCACCAGCGGACGCCCUCAAACCGCCUCCGUCCAUGGGUAAUCUCGCAAACAUGCGGCAUCGGAGAGACUCGUCACUGGUUUCCUCGGCGACUGUUCAGAUCGGACUGCGCCUUUCUUCAGUGGAGGAUAUGCCUCCAGUAGCCAAGAACAAGGUCGUGGCCGGCGACUGCGAAGUGUACAACCUGGACUGCCCCAACGUCCUGAAAGAGUUAGAGAUGGCAGGCCUUAAACGCCCGAUAGCCAUGGAUGGCGGUGCCACCACUCCUCCACUGGCCUCGCCAGCGGACGACAGGAAUCCUAAGCGAGACCCGGUGAAAGACGCAAGGAUGAAGACGCUGCCACCUGUUCCAGGGUUGCCCGUCCAGGUCGCCCAAGACCAGCCAGCGGAGGAGGAGCCUACCUUAAGCCCGACCGUCUAUGAUCCAAAUAGUCCCAUCAAGACCAGCCUACCGACUUCAACAGGCUUACAAGAGGUUACUUUGAGCCCUGCCGUCUACAACCCUCAAAGUCCAACCAAGGUGAAACUGCCGAGUCCCAAGGGUGUUGGCUUCACGACGCCCAUGGCGAAAUCGGCAAAUGCUCCCGGCCCUCGGAGUCCGCCGGUUGCACCACCCCAGCGCCGUGCUACAGGGGAAACUACGCCCUUGCCAACGGACGCCAAGGGCGCCUGGAUAUAG
This is a messenger RNA of Canariomyces notabilis, 2115 nucleotides long. RefSeq lists its product as uncharacterized. Lineage: Eukaryota; Fungi; Ascomycota; Sordariomycetes; Sordariales; Chaetomiaceae. The record is from RefSeq and is a predicted model, not a curated record. The transcript is spliced from 4 exons. Bases 1 to 2115 code for a protein of 704 amino acids.